AUGGAGGGGCGGGGUGCUUCCAAGUCGUCCAAACGUUUCCAAGUGACAACAGAGUCGUCAAGCCCUCGGAAUGCGGAAAAUGGACAGCUUGAGGGUGAUCGCAAUGUCCACAGAAAGAGCUCAGCUGGGGGGCUUCUCCGUAGCCUUUCGUUCUUGAAGUCGAGGGACUCGGUGGUGAGGUCGCAAAAGAAGGACUUUGGGGAGCUCGGGCAGUCGGAGGAUAUGGACAUUACACGCAGCGGGGCCUCCGUUGUAACUGCCCUUCGCCAGAGCCAAGGCAGACAGCGUAAAGGGUCGUUGAGACAGGCAGCCAUGGCCAAGAUGCGAGAGCGAAGUGGCUCGUUACGGAAAGAGCGAACGACGCCCAUCAUCACCACUACAACAAGUGCAGACUCGCCCCAGGACAAGGCCAUCUCUCGUCCGGGCGAUCACGCCAACAAGCCCAUCAACUUACCGGUAUUCCCGGACGCCGGACAUCGUUCGCUCGGGAAGGAUUUCGGGGCCAUGCGUGCAACCAGUCACCAAGCAUCGCGGUUGCUUGAAUCACCUAUACCCAGCUCGGCCGAACUGUAUGCAUCAACUACUGACGAAGAUGACCACAUGUCUUUCUAUCGCCCUGCUGCCUCGAGCAGUGCAUCUUCCUUCAAUGUCUCGAACCAAGGGCCGGCCAUAUCACUUGCACGGCGCCGUUCGAAUCGCGUUGAGCAACGUACACUAGCCUCGGCCGUGCCCACGACACCCGAAAUGGACGUGGACGAAGAGUGGGAUUACAGCGAGACGGAAUGGUGGGGAUGGGUUGUGCUUAUAGCAACAUGGGUUGUGUUCGUCGUCGGCAUGGGUUCUUGUCUGGGCGUGUGGAGCUGGGCGUGGGAUGUUGGCGAGACACCAUCUGCUCCGCCUGAUCUGGAAGAUGAUGACACUUUGCCCAUAACGGGAUACUAUCCUGCCUUGAUGGUCUGUACAGCAGUCAUGGCCUGGGUCUGGGUUGUCGUUGCCUGGGUCUCGCAUGAAAUCUGCAUGAACCUGACAAUCGUUCCCUCGGCGCUCGGUCCACUUGACGUUUCAGUUCCCAUCCGCAUUGCGGACAAGAGAGGAUACUCGAUCCAAGUGUGA
Plenodomus lingam JN3 is the source of this 1113-nucleotide messenger RNA. RefSeq lists its product as uncharacterized. The record is from RefSeq and is a predicted model, not a curated record. Lineage: Eukaryota; Fungi; Ascomycota; Dothideomycetes; Pleosporales; Leptosphaeriaceae.